Myxozyma melibiosi is the source of this 1354-nucleotide messenger RNA. RefSeq lists its product as uncharacterized. Bases 280 to 1095 code for a protein of 271 amino acids. The record is from RefSeq and is a predicted model, not a curated record. The transcript has a single exon. Lineage: Eukaryota; Fungi; Ascomycota; Lipomycetes; Lipomycetales; Lipomycetaceae.
GGGAACAAAGUCUGAACCGGGCAGUGAUGUAGUUGUUAAGAUGUAAUUGAUAUGGCUAGUUUGUACAAGCGUUUUAUUGUAGAUGUUUAUUGUCGAGCUGGUUAAUUAACUACUAAAGAAGUAACUGCCUGAGACAGUUUGGAAACGGGCGGGCUCAAAACACGCAAAUCUACAGAGCGCGCCUCAGGUCGCUUGCAAACACCAGCUCAAUUCCCGUCCCUGCACCUUGGUCGUCAGCUCUCAGCAUUUCUGUGUAUCAGUAUCAACUGGUAAAUAAGUAUGACGAGCAGACUUUCUGAGAUGACGGCCAGGAGACUGCUCUCGACGGCUGCAGCGGUGGUGGGGUCGUGUGCGUCUGUUUACUCUGGAUACCCAAUUAAUACCAUCAUGAACGGCCCCGUGCUCGAGGCUAUUACUGAGAAGAUAGACGUCGAGACGGUUACUUACUACCUGUACAUUGCCCUGCAAUAUCUCCUGAGUUUUCUGUCAAAAGUUGGACUGGACUGGCUGGCGGAAAUCAUCAUUGCGUUUCUCACGCAGCUGGCGAUAGGUAAGAUUCUGGACGAUCUGAACGAGAGACUGCGCAGUGUUAUCGAUCUGAUUCCCUCGGACUUGAUUGACGGAAUCUUAAACAUGCUGCCGUCGCUGCCCUCACUUCCUUCGCUACCUUCGAUCCCCGGCCUCCCGUCGCUUCCAAUCCCGAGUUUGCCUACGUUCCCGACCCCUACGCCGCCUGAGUUGCCUGGGUUGCCGACGACGGCGAGCUGGCUUCUUUUGAGAGUUGUUCAGGAGCUGGCAAAGACCUAUCUUACGCUCGAGUUGCGCCGUUUCAUUACAAAGAGACUAGCGGGCGUGGAGAAGCAGAGAUCUAAUAGUACGACAGAGUCGGUCUCUGAUCUCGACCUGUAUCAGAAUGCCGAGGCCGAGACUGAGGGUGAAGGCGAGGAUGAAGGCGAGGCCGGGGAUGUUGAGGCAGCUGACGACGUGCACAUUCUGCCGAUUGAGAUCGGUGAGCUGCGGGCCGAGUCAUCUUAUAGAAGAGCUGUGGCGCGAUUGCAGGAGCGUCCAGAGGGCGUGAGUUUCAAGACAGAUUAGCUGUUCUCUUGUACGGUGAAGACAGUGUGCUGAUGACGUCGGCUUUGAUGGCUCCACGCCUCUGACCGCCGUCGCGAAAUAUUUUAAUCCUACGUUCCCUCCGACAGACCCACAGAAGAAUCUGCCAACGUCCACCGUAAAUAAAACAAGCAACUGACAUUAAAGCUUCACAGCGAAGAGCAGUAAACAAACAAAGCACGGGACACGCUUUGGUCGUGCGAUUGGUCGUCUGCCGAGCCGCACGAGGGCGCCCAAAAAA